Messenger RNA from Solanum pennellii, 1195 nucleotides. Its product is annotated as high mobility group B protein 10. Lineage: Eukaryota; Viridiplantae; Streptophyta; Magnoliopsida; Solanales; Solanaceae. Bases 29 to 976 code for a protein of 315 amino acids. Gene Ontology annotation, molecular function: DNA binding. The transcript is spliced from 6 exons. The record is from RefSeq and is a predicted model, not a curated record.
AAAGCUACAGAAAACUCACAAGAAAAAAAUGUCUAACAAUCCGCCACCGUCGUCGCAGUUACCGCCGCCGCCGCCGCCGCCGGCAGGCUACCCAGGAGGACCUCUCUCUUACCCUAAUCCGGAAGCUGAAUACCAUGAAAUUGUUCAUAAUUCCCAACUUUUUUGGAACAAACUUCAGAAAUUCUCCGCAUCACUGCAAACCAAGUUCCAGAUCCCUCUUGUAGCAGGAACACCACUAGAUUUACACCGUCUUUUUGUGGAGGUUACAUCUCGAGGUGGAAUAGAAAAGGUUAUUAGAGAGAGAAAAUGGGUGGAGGUGAAAGGAAUAUUCAGAUUUCCAUCUUCUGUGACCAAUGCUUCAUUUGUCUUGCGGAAACACUAUCUAUCCAUGCUUUAUCAUUUUGAGCAGGUUUAUUACUUUAGGAAAGAAGAGCCUUCUGUUUCUGUGUCUGAUCCUACAAGUAGAAAUGUCAGUGGCUCUGCAACUGAACAUGCUAAUGAUGAUAGUGCUGCUACGGAUCAAAGUUCAGUGAGCUAUAAUCUGGAGGAUGGGAAUUCACUGGUAGGAACAAUUGAUGCGAAGUUUGAUUACGGUUAUGUAAUCUCUGUGAACCUGGGCUCGGAGAAUUUAAAUGGUGUACUGUAUCAUAUACCUGCAUUACCAAAUCAAUUCCAAAAGGUGAAUACUUUGGCUACGCCUUCCCAAAGGAUUAGGAAAAGACAGUUGGCUUUGAAGGACCCCUCUCGACCCAAGCCAAAUCGAAGUGGUUAUAAUUUUUUCUUUGCUGAGCAUUAUGCAACGUUGAAGCCUUCAUAUCAGGGGCAAGAGAGAGCUAUCAGCAAAAGGAUUGGAAUUCUUUGGAGUCGACUCACAGAGACCGAGAAACAGGUUUAUCAGGAAAAAGGUGCGAGAGAUAAGGAGAGGUACAGGGCUGAGAUGCUGGAAUACCAGACAUCCAAUGUACAACCGUCAUAAACUGAUAUUGUGGGACAUCUUUGUUUCCACAUCUUUCGUUUUUGUUUGGAAAUCAUCAAUGUUAUCAUAGACAGGAUUUAACUUUGAUGAAUUUGUGAAACUGUUGGGCUCGCUCGCCCUUUUAUUUUCUGGGAGUUAGAAAGAUGCUUUGGAACAAGAUUGGUAUCAAUGAUGUUCCAUCUCAGUUUCCUUAUGUCAAUAUAAUGUUUUUAGAUUAGA